GAGUGCGAGGAGGGGGGAGGAGGAGGAAGGAGGAAGGAGGAGGAGGAAGGAGGAGGAAGGAGAAGAGGAAUAGGAAGAGGAUCACUCUCACGCUCUCUCCCUCUACCUACCGCAUCAUCACCAUUAUCUCCCUGUCGCUAUGGAAUCCCAGCGUAGCUUUGCAAGGCCCAAACCUUGUAGUUGAUCAUGCGGUAUCCCUGAAAUCCCUUUCAUAUAUGUGCUUCAGAACAUCGGGUUCUGAACAUUAUGGUGAUUUAGGGUUUGGUUGUUCACCAGACAUGCCCAUGAUAGUGCUUAAAUUCCAUUUCUUCAGGGUAUGAGAGCUAUUUCCAGGAGAUUGAGGGUUUUAAUUCCGAAGACGAGGAAGAUUUUUUUGUGAGCACUGUUUGGAUGAGUGCUAUGAUUGUAGUCGAUUGGAUUGAAACGGGUUAAAGAGUGAGUAUCAUUGGGCUGAAUUUUGUCGCGAGAGGGUUGAACCAGGUUGGUGUCAAUUAAGGGGAGAGAAGGAAUUGGUAGUGUUCAGAAUUGUUUCCCAUUUGAGAGUAUGGCGCUCUUCGGUAUACAAUGCUCCUACGUGACGGAGGAGUGUUUGAAGGAAUGGAAAACUACGAAUACAGCUCGCAAGUUGAAGGGUGCGGUUUCUGCUGCUCGAUUUGUGUUUGAGCUCUGCCAAACCCUGGUUCUUGGGGAGCUACCACUCACAAAAUGCCGAGUCGCACUGGAUGCAGUGAACCUUGCGGAGCCCGCAAGCAAGGAUGGAACCGCAUCUCUUUUAGCAGAUACCAUCGCUCAUUUAGGCCAAGAACUUACAGUUCCUGGUGAACUUCGAAGUCGACUCGUAGAACUUGCAAAGUGGUUGGUGGAUUCAGGUUUGAUACCUGUCAGGUUGCUGCAAGAACGAUGUGAGGCGGAGUUUUUAUGGGAAGCCGAGAUGAUUAAAAUUAAAGCGCCGGAUUUGAAAUCCAAAGAGGUCAGGGUUAACACAAGACUUCUAUACCAACAAACAAAAUUCAACCUUUUGCGAGAGGAAAGUGAAGGAUAUGCGAAACUGUUGACAUUGCUUAGUCAACGAGGUCCGGAUGGACUAGCGCAUGAAAAGGCACCAGCAGUCAUCAGUGCAAUCAAGUCGUUGAUCGGUCAUUUUGAUCUGGACCCAAAUCGUGUCUUUGAUAUUGUUUUGGAAUGCUAUGAGCUGCAACCGGAUAACAGUUCAUUUUUGGAGCUAAUCCCUCUUUUUCCUAAGACGCACACAACGCAUAUUCUUGGGUUUAAGUUCCAAUUUUACCAGCGACCGGAUGUUGAAGAUCCUGCACCAGAUGGCUUGUACAGAUUAGCAGCAGCUCUUGUUAAAGCAAAUUGCAUUGAACUAGAUAGCAUAUUAGCACAUAUGACACCCAAGGAUGAGGAGGCUUUGCAGCAAUACGAGGAGAUCACAAAGAAACGAAUGGAGGAGGCCAAUCGGAUAGGUAAAAUCAACUUAGCUGCGAUUGGAAAGGACCUGAUGGAAGAGGAGAAACCUGGUGAUGUUACAAUAGAUUUAUAUUCAGCGUUGGACAUGGAGAGCAAUUCUUUAUUAGAGAGAUCUGAUGAACUCUCCAGCAAUCAAAAGCUUGGUCUCCUUACUGGAUUUCUACAUGUAAAUGAUUGGCCCCAUGCACAAGUACUAUUUGAACGCCUUGCACCUUUGCAUCCAGUAGCUCAUGAACAAAUUUCCACCGGCCUUAUCAGAGCUAUUGAGAAUGCAAUUGGUCCUUACUAUUCAUAUGUUAGACCUCGUUAUCUGUCGAAAUUGGGCAACGGGAAUGUAGAAGUACGACCAGAGAAUGCUCCAGAGCUUCCCAAGGAAGUUUUUCGAAUGCUUCUGUGCAUUGGCCCUUACCUUCAUCGCAAUGCUCUUCUUUUGCAAAAGGUAUGUAGAGUAUUGCAAGGUUACUACCAGGCGGCGUUGUCAGAUGUGGCUUAUUCAACUUCGAUGGCAAUUGGUCAAAGUAAUGGACAAACAGAGAAACGGCAUCCACGGGAAUUGCUGAAGGAGGCUAGGAUGCACGUUGAGGAGGUCUUAGGAGCUUCUCUUCUACCAUCGCUGCAGCUACUUCCUGCAAAUCCAGCAGUUGGGCUUGCCAUCUGGGACGUUAUGAGCCUUCUUCCGUACGAGGCGAGGUAUCGACUUUAUGGAGAAUGGGAUAAAGAUGAUGAGCGUAUUCCAAUGGUUUUGGCUGCUCGCCAAACUGCUAAGUUGGAUACAAGGCGUAUAUUGAAGCGACUUGCGAAAGAAAACCUGAAGCAGCUAGGUCGAAUGGUGGCCAAAAUUGCUCAUGCAAAUCCCAUGACUGUCCUUCGCACUAUAGUUCACCAGAUUGAGGCCUACAAAGACAUGAUUGCGCCGGUUGUGGACGCUUUUAAAUAUUUAACACAACUGGAGUAUGAUGUGUUGGAGUAUGUAGUCAUCGAGCGGCUAGCACAAUGUGGGCGUGAAAAGCUAAAAGAUGAUGGAAUUAAUGUAUCAGAUUGGUUGCAGUCGCUUGCUUCUUUCUGGGGGCAUUUAUGUAAGAAAUACCCGUCCAUGGAGUUGCGUGGGCUUGUUCAGUAUCUUGUAAAUCAACUCAAACGUGGGGAAGGCAUUGAGCUAAUUCUGCUUCAGGAGUUGAUGCAGCAGAUGGCUAGUGUAGAGUACACCGAGAAUGUGACUGAUGACCAGCUGGAAGCCCUGGCUGGUGGAGAGGCAUUACGAUAUCAAGCAUCAGCGUUUGGUGUUACUAAAAACAAUAAGGCAUUGAUGAAGUCCACAAACAGACUGCGAGACACGUUGCUUUCAAAGGAUGAACCCAAGCUAGCCGUACCUUUGCUUAUUUUGAUUGCUCAGCAAAGAUCAUUUGUGGUGGUCACUGCGGAAGCAUCCUACAUCAAAGUGGUCAGUGAACAGUUUGAUAGAUGCCAUGGCACUCUACUCCAGUAUGUGGAAUUCUUAUUGAGCGCUGUUACUCCUCUUUAUGCUUAUGCACAACUCAUUCCGUCCCUCGAAGAUCUUGUACAAAAAUAUCAUUUGGAGGCUGAGGUUGCUUUUCAUAUUUACAGGCCAAUCAUGAGGUUGUUUAAACCACACAAAUCUUUUGCCUUGGGUUGGCCUGCUGAUGUCACAAAGCCUUCAACUGAAGGUCAAGGGAAGGAUGAUUCGGUCACUGUGACAUCUGAGUUGACAUUGGACCUUGGUUUGAACCAAAAGAGUGUCAAGUGGUCCGAUCUGCUUGAAGUGAUAAAAACCAUGCUUCCAAACAAAGCAUGGAUGAGCCUUUCUCCGGAGCUCUACACUACCUUCUGGGGUUUGACCCAUUUGGAUAUUUAUGUACCGCGAAAAAGGUAUGAAGCAGAAAUAUUAAAGCAGCGAAUUGCACUUAAGGCGCUCGAAGAGAACUCAGAUAAUUCGCAUGCAGCUAUUGCGAAGAGGAAAAAGGACAAAGAAAAAAUUCAGGAAGUUCUUGACAGACUUUCAUCUGAGUACCAGAAGCAGGAAGCAAAUGCUGCAGCUGUGCAUCAGCGGUUGGUAAGAGAGAAAGACGGAUGGUUAGCUUCUUGUUCUGAAUCGUUGAAGAUCAACAUGGAAUUCUUACAACGUUGUAUUUUCCCAAGAUGCGUGAUGAGUAUGAUGGACGCCGUAUACUGUGCAAGAUUCGUGCAGACUAUCCAUAGUCUUGGAACUCCGUUUUUCAACACAAUUAAUCACAUUGAUGCCCUUAUCUGUAAAACAUUGUUACCAAUGAUCUGUUGCUGCACUGAGUACGAGGCGGGCAGGCUUGGUCGAUUUCUAUGUGAAACCCUAAAGAUGGCUUACCAUUGGAAGAGCUCCGAACAAGUCUAUGAGAAGGAAUGCGGCAACAUGCCAGGGUUUGCUACUUUUUACCGGGAUCCAAAUAGCGCACGCGUGACUUUUGAGCAGUACGUUCGGGUUCAUUGGAAGUGGAACUCACGGUUGACGCGCUUGCUUAUUCAAUGCUUAGAAUCUGAGGAGUACAUGGAGAUACGAAAUGGACUCACCGUUUUAACAAAGAUUGCUAGCGUGUUCCCCGUGAUGAAGAAGAGUGGAGCCAACCUCGAAAGAAGGGUCCUAAAGAUCAAAGGAGACGAGCGGGAAGAUCUUAAGGUUUUGGCCACUGGUGUUGCAGCUGCUCUCGCUUCACGCAAGAAUGCAUGGGUUCCUGAAGAAGAAUUUACAAUGGGUUUCGUCGAGCUAAAACCACUCACCGCAAAAGCUGGUACCCAACGAGCAUCGUCCCCUACUGCUUCCUCUGCAGUAUCCGCCGAGGUUGUAGCAAUUUCAUCUAAAGAAACAGGUAACUCUAAACCGGAAACUGUUAAAUCUGUAAAUAAAACAGAUUCGCCAGGAACGUUACCCGCUACAACCAAGGCCGAUAGUUCCAGCAAAGGCAGUUUACUCUCAGCCAAGGCUCCACCCUUUGUGCCCUCUGCUUCGAGUAAUACAGGAAAGUCAACAGUUUCUUAUGAUGGGAUACCCCCUGCUAAUUCCAGCCGCAGUUUUGCGCAAAGUUCUACUAGAAGUGCAGCAGAUGCUCAAUCUCGUGGAGUACAAGCAAAUCAGGCGGCGACUGUUGCUAAAGGGGAGGAAGCGACCUUCAAUCUUUCGAAGACAUCAAAUGCUGCUGAUCCCGAGGUUGGUAGAUCCAGUGCUCGGAGACCAUCUAUGAGUGCCUCGCAUACUUCCAUGAAGGAUGAAACUGCAUCGAACCGAGCAACAGCAGCUACCUCUCCAGGAAAGCCUGAGCGGGAGGUCCGCUCUGAGCCUGGAGGAAGUUCACGUUCUCGCACCUCAUCAGCAGCAGUGAAUGCAAGUAACGGCAGUGCCGGUGGUACCGCAAGUGGUUCAGUGAAGGCUCAAGCUACCGUGUUCAGCAGGGGAGGGGAAAGAGGUAACCAGGAUGGCGGAUCUCGUCGCACUUCAGAUCUAAAAAGUGAUAGUAGCAAAGUCGCCGAACCUGACAUUAAACCGGGAGAUAGGGAACAGAAGAAACCUGAAGCAAAUGAUACGUCCACGAAGGGGCCAGCAUCAAAAUCUCCAGUUCAAAGAGAAGACACUAGUGCCACGAGGUUAGGUUCGGGAGAAGAACUGGUAAGGAUCAGAGAGAAGAGGUUUGCAUCACAGGAUGAUACUGAGCGUGGACAAAAACGGCGAAAAGGACCGCAUGGUAGUAGUGAUAAUAAGGCAGAAGCUGGAGAACUUGUGCGUCCUUCCGAAAGAGAGCGCUUUGUUGAUCAGCGAAUGGCGGAACGGGAUUCUAGUCGCGCACACGAUAUUUUUGAGAAGGGACCACAAGAUCGUACGCUGGAGAGACCACGUGACAGGAGCAAUUUAAGAGGGGCAGAGAGAGCAGUUGAUCGUGGUGAGCGUGACUCUCGGCCUACAGAGCGGGUACCGGACAGGUUAGACAGGGACCGGGGUGAUAACUACACCAGUGACCGUCACAGGGACAGGUCGAUCGAAAUUUUUGGAAGAGAGAGAUCUUUGGAUAGAAAUUUAGACAGGGUCACUGAUCGCGUAUUUGAACGAGGCAGCGAGAGGAUAAGAGAUGACAGGGUAAAGGAUGAACGAAUAAGACAAAGACAUAGUGACCUACCCGGAGAGCAACCUCAUCCAGAUGACCGGUAUCCCAUGCAGAAUCUGCCUCAGAGGCUGCCCCCUCCUCCACCAUACCCUCCAAACACUGAUGGUCUAAACAGGAUUCCAGUUGAGGAGGCACCGCAGGGUCGACCAGGUCGAGGUGUUCAAAUAGGGCUAUCACCACGUCCACAUGAAAAGCUGGACAAGAGGCGUCCAGAUGAUAGCGGAGGUCUGGAGGAGCCCAGAAAGAGGCGGGAUGAUGACGCCCGGAAUCGAAAACGCAUGGACGAUAGGGAAAUGCAGGCUCUCAAGGUGGAUCAAGACAGAGAGCGAGCGAAAGAGAAGGUAGAUCAGAUGAAGGACGAAGACCUGGGUUCAGGUUCAGGAAAGCGACGGCGUAAAUGGCGUGACCCAUCGGCAGCGAAUGAAAUGUUGAGCUUUGCUCCUGCAGGUCCUCUUAUGACCGGCCCUGCCUCUCAAUACGAGGGUCGUGAUCGGGAAAGAAAGGGUGGUCUGCUACCAACUCGUGGAGCUCCCCACAUGGAUGAUACCUCCUAUGACAAGGGUCCAAGCAGUGGGCGUGUUCACGGGAAAGAUGGCUCCAAAGCAUCAAGACGAGAGCACGAGCAUGCGAGGUCUAUUGACAGGGAUUGGGAAGAGGAAAAACGACCUAGAGCAGAAGUGAAAUCACGGCGACAUCACCGCAAAUAAACUUGCUAACGAAGCAUAUCAGUGAAAUAUUUAAUCUUGAGCUUCUUAACUGAUUAUAGUGCCUGUCAAAGUAUCUGGCAUGUUCUUCAGCCUUUUAUAGAAAUUUACGCAAGUGCAGUGUGCAACAGAUUAUUAAUCCAGUUAUCUUGUAUGUCAGAUUCCUGGUCUUUUUGACUUUCAACGUGAAUUAUUAUAGCAUGAGAUAUGUAGACUGAGAACUUGCAUCAAUGUCCAAUUAUUUUUGUGCCAUCUCAAAAUCUAAAAACAUGGAACCUGUCGUAUAUCUUCACAAUA
This is a messenger RNA of Physcomitrium patens, 6616 nucleotides long. Its product is annotated as THO complex subunit 2. Gene Ontology annotation, molecular function: mRNA binding. The record is from RefSeq and is a predicted model, not a curated record. Gene Ontology annotation, cellular component: THO complex part of transcription export complex. Gene Ontology annotation, biological process: mRNA export from nucleus; mRNA processing. Lineage: Eukaryota; Viridiplantae; Streptophyta; Bryopsida; Funariales; Funariaceae.